AUGAUCCCACACGUUCUUAUUCUAGUCCUCAGCGGCCUUGCACAUGCUUAUCAGCCGGCCCACAGUAUCAAAGUCCGUAGUCAUGAAGAUACGAUGAGGUUCACACCCCUGGAGGGUGUAGCCGCGGAAGGCUCUAUCGUCCGCUUCAGCUCUUCCGCCGACGAGCUAUCUCUGUAUGGUUGGACAGGAGAAAGUCCGUGCGGCACACCAUCAGCUACGACGUACCGCUACGCAGCAGAGAAUACUGUUGGGUCUGGUGUCACACUGGAGAUCGUCGCUGCAGACUGCCAGGUCAUGUUCUUGUCCGUUGUCGAUCCAGCGGAAUAUUGCGAUCCCGAUUAUGUCUUCACGUUGCGCAUCGAACCAUCAUCCCAGAGUGACAACACGCCAAGUCCGACGGCCCAGCCCUUUUCUGUCGACACAGAUUGUGCAUCCACUCCGCUAACAACGAGAGCGACCCGUCCGACCCUGGUCAAGAGACCGGGCUUCAGCCUGAGUCACACGAGGUCCGUGCGGCUCUCAACCGGGACAUCCAGCUUCGAGCCUCGUCCCACGUGCCUCGAGAAGUUGAAGCGUCCAACAUACAGCGUGUUUCCCCCGUCUCCCACUUCGCGACAGUCUCUUACUUUUCCGAGCAUUCUACCGCCGAGAUCGAAUAUCACGACAGCUCUCCAAGCUAUUCCGACUGGACCCCAGCCGGCGACCGGAGGGUCUACGACUACAACUCCAUAUCUGCUCAUGAUUGCGCUGGUCGGAUCAUAUGUCAUUUGCAAUGCUUAUCUCUGAGGGACUCGGUAGCUCGGGCUCUUAUGACCUUGUGUCCUGUGUCGUGUGAUAAUUUGUUGAAGAACUCGUACAUUACAGUUUUGUAUCUUGCUGGACAAUCGUCUUCACUUGCGUUUUCGGUAUUUGAUUAUAUAGGAAACAAAUAAAACACGCAUCAGAGCC
Molecule: messenger RNA, 948 nt
Organism: Dissoconium aciculare CBS 342.82
Lineage: Eukaryota; Fungi; Ascomycota; Dothideomycetes; Mycosphaerellales; Dissoconiaceae
Exons: 1
Coding region: 1-786 (261 amino acids)
Source: RefSeq, a predicted model, not a curated record